Coregonus sp. 'balchen' is the source of this 24655-nucleotide messenger RNA. Lineage: Eukaryota; Metazoa; Chordata; Actinopteri; Salmoniformes; Salmonidae. The record is from the annotation of a GenBank genome assembly.
UGGGGACUAUGAUUACCUCAUCAAGCUCCUGGCACUGGGGGACUCUGGAGUAGGGAAGACUACGUUUCUCUACAGGUAAACACACAACUACUUCUGCUAUAAUAUAGCAUAUACAGUUGAAGUCGGAAGCUUAGCCAAAUACAUUUAAACUCCGUUUUUUUUUUUUUUACAAUUCUUGACAUUUAAUCCUAGUAAAAAUUCCCUGUCUUAGGUCUGUUAGGAUCACCACUUUAUUUUCAGAAUGUGAAAUGUCAGAAUAAUAGUAGAGAUAAUGAUUUAUUUCAGCUUUUAUUUCUUUCAUCACAUUCCCAGUGGGGUCAGAAGUUUACAUACACUCAAUUAGUAUUUGGUAGCAUUGCUUUUAAAUUGUUUAACUUGGGUCAAACGUUUCGGGUAGCCUUCCACAAGCUUCCCACAAUAAAUUGGGUGAAUUUCGGCCCAUUCCUCCUGACAGAGCUGGUGUAAUUGAGUCAGGUUUGUAGGCCUCCUUGCUCGCACACACUUUUUCAGUUCUGCCCACACAUUUUCAAUAGGAUUGAGGUCAGGGCUUUGUGAUGGCCACUCCAAUACCUUGACUUUGUUGUCCUUAAGCCAUUUUGCAACAACUUUGGAAGUAUGCUUGCGGUCAUUGUCCAUUUGGAAGACCCAUUUGCUUUAACUUCCUGACUGAUGUCUUGAGAUGUUGCUUCAAUAUAUCCACAUCAUUUUCCUUCCUCAUGAUGCCAUCUAUUUUGUGAAGUGCACCAGUCCCUCCUGCAGCAAAGCACCCCCACAGCAUGAUGCUGACACCCCCGUGCUUCACGGUUGGGAUUGGUGUUCUUCGACUUGCAAGCGACCCCCUUUUUCCUCCAAACAUAACGAUGAUCAUUAUGGCCAAACAGUUCUAUUUUUGUUUCAUCAGAGCAGAGGACAUUUCUCUGAAAAGUACGAUCUUUGUCCCCAUGUGCAGUUGCAAACUGUAGUCUGGCUUUUUUAUGGCGGUUUUGGAGCAGUGGCUUCUUCCUUGCUGAGCGGCCUUUCAGGUUAUGUCAAUAUAGGACUUGUUUUACUGUGGAGAUACUUUUGUACCUGUUUCCUCCAGCAUCUUCACAAGGUGCUGUUGUUCUGGGAUUGUUCUGGGAUUGAUUUGCACUUUUCGCACCAAAGUAUGUUAAUCUCUAGGAGACAGAACGCGUCUCCUUCCUGAGUGGUAUGACGGCUGCGUGGUCCCAUGGUGUUUAUACUUGCGUACUAUUGUUUGUACAGAUGAACGUGAUACCUUCAGGUGUUUAGAAAUUGCUCCCAAUGAUGAACCAGACUUGUGGAGGUCUACAAUUAAUUUUCUGAGGUCUUGGCUGAUUUCUUUUGAUUUUCCCAUGAUGUCAAGCAAAGAGGCACUGAGUUUGAAGGUAGGCCUUAAAAUACAUCCACAGGUACACCUCCAAUUGACUCAAAUUAUGUCAAUUAGCCUACCAGAACCGUCUACAGCCAUGACAUCAUUUUCUGUAAUUUCCCAAGCUGUUUAAAGGCACCGUCAACUUAGUGUAUGUAAACUUCUGACCCACCGGAAUUGUGAUACAGUGAAUUAUAAGUGAAAUAAUCUGUCUGUAAACAAUUGUUGGGAAAAAUGACUUGUGUCAUGCACAAAGUAGAUGUCCUAUCCGACUUGCCAAAACUAUAGUUUGUUAACAAGAAAUUUGUGGAGUGGUUGAAAAACAAGUUUUAAUGACUCCGACCUACGUGUAUGUAAACUUCCGACUUCAACUGUAUUUAUCAUGUAUUAUGGGGGACUCUGGAGUAGGGAACACUACCCUUCUCUAUAGGUACACACACAACUAAAUAGUUAUUAGGGAUGUGCAUUUUUCCCUUUCAACACGAUUCGAUACGUACAUGGAUCUAGAUACAGUGGGGAAAAAAAGUAUUUAGUCAGCCACCAAUUGUGCAAGUUCUCCCACUUAAAAAGAUGAGAGAGGCCUGUAAUUUUCAUCAUAGGUACACGUCAACUAUGACAGACAAAUUGAGAAAAAGAAAUCCAGAAAAUCACAUUGUAGGAUUUUUAAUGAAUUUAUUUUGCAAAUUAUGGUGGAAAAUAAGUAUUUGGUCACCUACAAACAAGCAAGAUUUCUGGCACUCACAGACCUGUAACUUCUUCUUUUAAGAGGCUCCUCUGUCCUCCACUCGUUACCUGUAUUAAUGGCACCUGUUUGAACUUGUUAUCAGUAUAAAAGACACCUGUCCACAACCUCAAACAGUCACACUCCAAACUCCACUAUGGCCAAGACCAAAGAGCUGUCAAAGGACACCAGAAACAAAAUUGUAGACCUGCACCAGGCUGGGAAGACUGAAUCUGCAAUAGGUAAGCAGCUUGGUUUGAAGAAAUCAACUGUGGGAGCAAUUAUUAGGAAAUGGAAGACAUACAAGACCACUGAUAAUCUCCCUCGAUCUGGGGCUCCACGCAAGAUCUCACCCCGUGGGGUCAAAAUGAUCGCAAGAACGGUGAGCAAAAAUCCCAGAACCACGCAGGGGGACCUAGUGAAUGACCUGCAGAGAGCUGGGACCAAAGUAACAAAGCCUACCAUCAGUAACACACUACGCCGCCAGGGACUCAAAUCCUGCAGUGCCAGACGUGUCCCCCUGCUUAAGCCAGUACAUGUCCAGGCCCGUCUGAAGUUUGCUAGAGUGCAUUUGGAUGAUCCAGAAGAGGAUUGGGAGAAUGUCAUAUGGUCAGAUGAAACCAAAAUAGAACUUUUUGGUAAAAACUCAACUCGUCGUGUUUGGAGGACAAAGAAUGCUGAGUUGCAUCCAAAGAACACCAUACCUACUGUGAAGCAUGGGGGUGGAAACAUCAUGCUUUGGGGCUGUUUUUCUGCAAAGGGACCAGGACGACUGAUCCGUGUAAAGGAAAGAAUGAAUGGGGCCAUGUAUCGUGAGAUUUUGAGUGAAAACCUCCUUCCAUCAGCAAGGGCAUUGAAGAUGAAACGUGGCUCGGUCUUUCAGCAUGACAAUGAUCCCAAACACACCGCCCGGGCAACGAAGGAGUGGCUUCGUAAGAAGCAUUUCAAGGUCCUGGAGUGGCCUAGCCAGUCUCCAGAUUUCAACCCCAUAGAAAAUCUUUGGAGGGAGUUGAAAGUCUGUGUUGCCCAGCGACAGCUCCAAAACAUCACUGCUCUAGAGAAGAUCUGCAUGGAGGAAUGGGCCAAACUACCAGCAACAGUGUGUGAAAACCUUGUGAAGACUUACAGAAAACGUUUGACCUGUGUCAUUGCCAACAAAUGGUAUACAACCAAAGUAUUGAGAAUCUUUUGUUAUUGACCAAAUACUUAUUUUCCACCAUAAUUUGCAAAUAAAUUCAUUAAAAAUCCUACAAUGUGAUUUUCUGGAUAUUUUUUUCUCAUUUUGUCUGUCAUAGUUGACUGUACCUAUACUGAAAAUUACAGGCCUCUCUCAUCUUUUUAAGUGGGAGAACUUGCACAAUUGGUGGCUGACUAAAUACUUUUUUUCCCCACUGUACGUGAGCUCCUAUACAAUACAGGAAUGAUACUUUUCGUUUGAAACGAUUUGGUGCGAUUCGGUUUGAUUUGAGGAACAAAUCGAUGCGAUACGAUUCGAUGCACAAACAUUUGUUGCAUAAACACAUUAAUCUUCCAUUAAAAAUACAAAUCUGCUGCUGUGUGAAUGAUGUACUGCGCCUUCAGAAAGCAUUCACACCCUUUGACCUAUUCUACAUUUACAAGGUGGUAUUAAAAUUGAUUUAAUUGAAAGUGGAAGAAAAAUGUGAACAUUUGUAAAAAUAAAAAUAAAAAAAUAAAACACUAAUAUAUUCAUUGUCUGUUUUUGUCUUUGUGGUUGAAUCUGUGUUUGAAAAUUCACUGCUAGACUGAGGGAUCUUAUAGAGAUGAGGUAGUCAUUCAAAGAUCAUGUUAAACACUAUUAUUGCACACAGAGUGAGUCCAUCCAACUUAUGUGACUUGUUAAGCACAUUUUUUACUCCUGAACUUUAGGCUUGCCAUAACAAAGGGAUUGAAUAUUUAUUGACUCAAGACAUUUCAGCUUUUCAUUUUUAAUUAAUUUGUAAACAUUUCUAAAAACAUAAUUCUACUUUGACAUUAUGGGGUAUUGCGUGUAGGCCAGUGACACAAAAUCUAAAUGUAAUAAUUUUUAAAUUUAGGCUGUAACACAACAAAUAGCGGAAAAAGUCAAGGGGUGGGGAAACUUUCUGAAGGCGCUGUAUUACUUCUAGACUUUACCUGCUUCCCAAAUGACACCCUGUUCCCUUUAUAGUGCACUACUUUUGACCAGAAACCUCUAUAUUUAGGGAAUAGGGUGCCAAUUGGGACACAAUGCAUACGUCUAUGGUGUAUUGAGCCACAAGGGAAACACUAUCAGUUAUUAUAGUAAUACUACUUUCCUCUACAGAUACACAGACAACAAGUUGUUUUAUCUAGUAUGUUAUAUAUAUAUAUAUUAUUAUUAUUAUAUACGACUUUCCUCUACAGAUACAGUGCCUUCGGAAAGUAUCAGACCCCUUAACUUUUACCAAUUUUUUUUUACGUUACAGGCUUAUUCUAAAAUAUAUAUAUUUUUUAAUUUCCCUCAUCUACACACAAUACCCCAUAAUGACAAAUGAAAAACAGGUUUUUAUACAUUUUAGCAAAUUUAUAAAAAAUUAAAAACUGAAAUAUCACAUUUACAUAAGUAUUCAGACCCUUUCCUCAGUACUUUGUUGAAGCACCUUUGGCAGCGAUUACAGCCUCAAGUCUUCUUGGGUAUGACGCUACAAGCUUGGCACACCUGCAUUUGGGGAGUUUCUCCCAUUCUUCUCUGUAGAUCCUCUCAAGCUCUGUCAGGUUGGAUGGGGUGCGUCGCUGCACAGCUAUUUUCAGGUCUUUCCAGAGAUGUUAGAUCGGGUUCAAGUCCGGGAUCUGACUGGGCCACUGAAGGACAUUCAGAGACUUGCGGGAGGAUCUUGUCAAUGAUCUCAAGGCAGCUGGGACCAUAGUCACCAAGAAAACAAUUGGUAACACACUACGCCAUGAAGGACUGAAAUCCUGCAGCGCCCACAAGGUCCCCCUGCUCAAGAAAGCACAUAUACAGGGCCGUCUGAAGUUUGCCAAUGAACAUCUGAAUGAUUCAGAGGAGAACUGGGUGAAAGUGUUGUGGUCAGAUGAGACCAAAAUCGAGCUCUUUGGCAUCAACUCAACUCGCCGUGUUUGGAGGAGGAGGAAUGCUGCCUAUGACCCCAAGAACACCAUCCCCACUGUCAAACAUGGAGGUGAAAACAUUAUGCUUUGGGGGUGUUUUUCUGCUAAGGGGACAGGACAACUUCACCGCAUCAAAGGGACGAUGGACGGGGCCAUGUACCGUCAAAUCUUGGGUGAGAACCUCCUUCCCUCAGCCAGGGCAUUGAAAAUGGGUCGUGGAUGGGUAUUCCAGCAUGACAAUGACCCAAAUCACACGGCCAAGGCAACAAAGGAGUGGCUCAAGAAGAAGCACAUUAAGGUCCUGGAGUGGCCUAGCCAGUCUCCAGACCUUAAUCCCAUAGAAAAUCUGUGGAGGGAGCUGAAGGUUCGAGUUGCCAAACUUCAGCCUCAAAACCUUAAUGACUUGGAGAAGAUCUGCAAAGAGGAGUGGAACAAAAUCCCUCCUGAGAUGUGUGCAAACCUGGUGGCCAACUACAAGAAACAUCUGACCUCUGUGAUUGCCAACAAGGGUUUUGCCACCAAGUACUAAGUCAUGUUUUGCAGAGGGGUCAAAUACUUAUUUCCCUCAUUAAAAUGCAAAUACAUUUAUAAAAUUUUUCACAAAUGCAUUUUUCUGAAUUUUUUUGUUAUUAUUCUGUCUCUCACUGUUCAAAUAAACCUACCAUUAAAAUUAUAGACUGAUCAUGUCUUUGUCAGUGGGCAAACGUACAAAAUCAGCAGGGGAUCAAAUACUUUUUUCCCUCACUGUAUAUAUAAAUUACUUAAAAAUCAUACAAUGUGAUUUUCUGGAUUUUUGUUUUAGAUUCCGUCUCUCACAGUUGAAGUGUACCUAUGAUACAAAUUACAGACCUCUACAUGCUUUGUAAGUAGGAAAACCUGCAAAAUCGGCAGUGUAUCAAAUACUUGUUCUCCCCACUGUAUAUAGACACCCCUUCAAAUUAGUGGAUACGCCUAUUUCAGCCACACCCGUUACUGACAGGUGUAUAACAUCGAGCACACAGCCAUGCAAUCUCCAUAGACAAACAUUGGCAGUAGAAUGGCCUUACUGAAGAGCUCAGUGACUUUCAACGUGGCACCGUCAUAGGAUGCCACCUUUCCAACAAGUCAGUUAGUUAAAUGUCUGCCCUGCUAGAGCUGCCCCGGUCAACUGUAAGUGCUGUUAUUGUGAAGUGGAAAACGUCUAGGAGCAACUACACUCAGCCGCGACGUGGUAGGCCACACAAGCUCACAGAACGGGGCCGCAGAGUGCUGAAGCGCGUAAAAAUUGUCUGUCCUCGGUUGCAACACUCACUACCAAGUUCCAAACUGCCUCUGGAAGCAACGUCAGCACAAGAGCUGUUCGUCGGGAGCUUCAUGAAAAGUGUUUCCAUGGCCGAGAAGCCUCACUAAUGGUCUGGGGCUGUUUUUCAUGGUUCGAGCUAGGUCCCUUAGUUCCAGUGAAGGAAAAUCUUAACGCUACAGCAUACGAUGCCAUUCUAGAAGAUUCUGUACUUCCAACUUUGUGGCAACAGUUUGGGGAAGGCCCUUUCCUGUUUCAGCAUGACAAUGCCCCCGUACACAAAGCGAGGUCCAUACAGAAAUGGUUUGUCGAGAUCGGUGUGGAAGAACUUGACUGGCCUGCACAGAGCCCUGACCUCAACCCCAUCGAACACCUUUGGGAUGAAUUGGAACGCCGACUGCGAGCCAAGGCCUAAUCGCCCAACAUCAGUGCCCGACCUCACUAAUGCUCUUGUGGCUGAAUGGAAGCAAGUCCCCGCAGCAAUGUUCCAACAUCUAGUGGAAAGCCUUCCCAGAAGAGUGGAGGCUGUUAUAGCAGCAAAGGGGGGGACCAACUCCAUAUUAAUGCCCAUGAUUUUGGAAUGACAUGUUCGACGAGAAGGUGUCCACAUACUGUUGGUCAUGUAGUGUACAUUAUUAUUGAAUUAAUACUCCUAUCCUCUUCAGGUACACAGACAACAAGUUCAACCCCAAGUUCAUCACCACGGUGGGAAUAGACUUCAGGGAAAAGAGAGUGGUAAGUACACACACACACACACACACACACACACACACACACACACACACACACACACACACACACACACAUCCUCAUUCUACUCAUCUGUCUCAAAGUGAGCACUUGCACACUCCCGUCAUGCAUUUAAAAGCAUUGGAUUGAAUGAAGCAUUGGCUGUAGACUUUCCACCAUUUGUUAAAUCCAGGAUGUGGAGAUUGGAGGGUGAGAAUCGGUAUGAAGCCAGCGAAGGUAUUACCAUUUAUCCUCCUUCUAAAGACCGUCUCUUUCUCUUCUCUUCAUUCAUGUCAAGUUGACUUACUGGGCUGGGAAGAGGAGCUGUAAAGUUGAAUUAAAUGCACUGUUAAGCCAUGUGACUGUAGUCCUUUAUGACUCCAGUGCUCAGAAUGAAGUACAAUCUCUCCUGUCAAAGACAGCCAACACUUAUCACUGUGACUCUAAACCAUGAUCUGUGCCACUAGGACCAUAAAUGAGAUGUAAGAUGCUGUAAAUGUGACAGUGACUUCUGCUUUAGGAGGAAAACAGAAAGCUUACACCUCUUUAAAGUGCUAGGAGACAGUAGAGCAGGGUACGUGUUAUAGGUACAUUUUCAACCAAAACCUUUCCUCAGUUUUUGGCUUGAGGAAAGAGGUCGUCAUCUUCCUGAGGCUCUUCCAGAUCUGACCUUUGUGUUCACACUGAAAUGAGAUCUGUGACCAUAUGUGAAGCUGGUUAACUCUCUGGCCUCCAGUUAGCAAGUAUUUGAAUCUACAUACUUGAACAUCCAGAUGUGAUGCUUUGAUAAAGGACAGAGUCGUGAAUAGAGUUCAAAUUCCAAGGGAGCUAGGAGGGGCUAGGUACCCACAUAACUAAAAAGGGGGAGGGAGGGAGGGAGGGAGGGAGGGAGGGGGAGGGAGGGAGGGGAGGGAGGGAGGGAGGGGGAGGUGAGGGAGGGGAGGGAGGGAGGGAGGGGGAGGUGAGGGAGGGGGGUGAGGGGGGAGGUGAGGGAGGGAGGGGGAGGUGAGGGAGGGAGGGAGGGGGAGGUGAGGGAGGGAGGUGAGGGGGGAGGUGAGGGGGGAGGUGAGGGAGGGAGGGAUUGGGAGGUGAGGGAGGGAGGUGAGGUAGAGGGAGGUGAGGGAAAGAUGGGGAGGUGAGGGAGGAGGGUGAGGUGAGGGAGGGAGGUGAUGGAGGGAGGUGAGGGGGGAGGUGAGGGAGGGGGGGAGGGAGGGAGGGAGGUGAGGGGGAGGGGGAGGUGAGGGAUGGAGGGGGAAGUGAGGAAGGGAGGGAGGGAGGUGUGGGAGGGGGAGGUGAGGGAAGGAGGGAGGGGGAGGUGAGGGAGGGGGAGGUGAGGGAAGGAGGGAGGGGGAGGUGAGGGAAGGAUGGAGGGGGAGGUGAGGGAAGGAUGGAGGGGGAAGUGAGGAAGGGAGGGAGGGAGGUGAGGUAGGGAGGGGUAGGUGAGGGAGGGGAGGUGAGGAAGGAGGGAGGGGGAGGUGAGGAAGGGAUGGAGGGGGAGGUGAGGAAGGGACAUCCUACCACCUCCUAGAGGGAUCCAAUCCUACCACCUCCUAGAGGGAUCCAAUCCUACCACCUCCUAGAGGGAUCCAAUCCUACCACCUCCUAGAGGGAUCCAAUCCUACCACCUCCUAGAGGGAUCCAAUCCUACCACCUCCUAGAGGGAUCCAAUCCUACCACCUCCUAGAGGGAUCCAAUCCUACCACCUCCUAGAGGAAUCCAAUCCUACCACCUCCUAGAGGGAUCCAAUCCUACCACCUCCUAGAGGUAUCCAAUCCUACCACCUCCUAGAGGGAUCCAAUCCUACCACCUCCUAGAGGGAUCCAAUCCUACCACCUCCUAGAGGGAUCCAAUCCUACCACCUCCUAGAGGUAUCCAAUCCUACCACCUCCUAGAGGGAUCCAAUCCUACCACCUCCUAGAGGGAUCCAAUCCUACCACCUCCUAGAGGGAUCCAAUCCUACCACCUCCUAGAGGUAUCCAAUCCUACCACCUCCUAGAGGGAUCCAAUCCUACCACCUCCUAGAGGGAUCCAAUCCUACCACCUCCUAGAGGGAUCCAAUCCUACCACCUCCUAGAGGGAUCCAAUCCUACCACCUCCUAGAGGGAUCCAAUCCUGUGACGCGGGAACAAAGUGGAUUAUGACACCGUCUGCUGUUUCAGUGAUUUGUCCUCUGAGUCUGAGGCUCACCAGGACAUCAGAUGGUUACUGGCUAGCAUUUGCUUUGCCAUCCAGGAAUACAGUAGCAGGCUACAGCUAGACAAUGCUAAUAUCCACUUGUAAUGUCCAUGAAUACAAAAUACAUCUAUUUACAAUGUAUGGGAGAACUGUGAAGGAUUUUUCUCCCUCACAGUUCUCCCAUACAGACACUGUUCGGUUUCUCUGAAUCUCCUUCUAUUUAAUAGGACCCUGUUUUUUAUAUGUUCACUUGUUGAAAUUGUUCCAGGAUUUUCUUUGGAUUCUGCAGCAAAAGCAAUUUUCCUUUCCCAAGAUAACUGUUUUAUUCUCUGUUGGUAACACCACCUUCAAAACAGGGUUUGCUUUCUGUUUGUUUUAAACCCAGACCCCUGCUCUGGAUAGAUGGCGUGUAGAUAAGGAGUAGUUUAGGCAACUGUCUUAAUCGUGUGUGUGUGUGUGUGUGUGUGUGUGUGUGUGUGUGUGUGUUUCAGGUGUACACAACGUCGGGCCCCAAUGGAACCACAGGGAAGACCUUUAAAGUUCACCUCCAGCUCUGGGAUACGGCUGGACAGGAGAGGUACUGGAGCUGUAUAAGGCGUUGUUAAUGUUUAUUAUCAAAAAAGGGGAAUGAAUAUAAUUACUGCACCUACAUUACUAUGCACUGCUCUCCUCUUAGCUCUGCUUUACAUUUUAGACAAACCGCUGCUGCAAUUGCAGUUUGUAGGUCAGUAUUAUUAUUUAUUUUUUUGUCAUUUAGCAUAAGCUCUUAUCCAGAGCGACUUGCAGGAGCAAUUAGGGUUAAGUGCCUUGCUCAAGGGCACAUCGACAGAUUUUUCACCCUAGUCGGCUCAGGGAUUAGAACCAGCGACCUUUCAGUUACUGGCACAACGCUCUUAACCAGUAAAGCUACCUGCCGCCCUAAAAACGGACCUUGUUUAACAACGGUGUCUCAAGCUCUCACAACGUGAGAUUCUCUCAACGUAUCACUCCCCCUUGCAUUGUGAGAAUGACGCUCGAUGUAGUUCCACAAGGCCUUGACAAGCCUUAACAAUUAAACAUCUUCACAAAGCCUGCCUGUGUUGCUAACGGCUGAGACCCCUCCGUUUGUACGAGACAGAAACCGAAGCGUCUUUUUGAUGUGGAAAAUAACCCUCUCAGAGAACACAGCAUCAAAAUGAGACGAACUGAGUUUGCGUCACAAAUGGCACCCUAUUCCCUAUACAGUACACUACUUUUGACCAGAUCUCUGUGGGCCCUGGUCAAAAGUAGUGCACUACAUAGGGAAUAGGGUGUAAUUUGGGACACUUGUAGUAUGUAUUGAUGACUCAUCAGUGGUAUAAUAUAGUAUGUAUUGAUGACUCAUCAGUGUUAUAAUAUAGUAUGUAUUGAUGACUCAUCAGUGGUAUAAUAUAGUAUGUAUUGAUGACUCAUCAGUGGUAUAAUAUAGUAUGUAUUGAUGACUCAUCAGUGGUAUAAUAUAGUAUGUAUUGAUGACUCAUCAGUGGUAUAAUAUAGUAUGUAUUGAUGACUCAUCAGUGGUAUAAUAUAGUAUGUAUUGAUGACUCAUCAGUGGUAUAAUAUAGUAUGUAUUGAUGACUCUUCAGUGGUAUAAUAUAGUAUGUAUUGAUGACUCAUCAGUGGUAUAAUAUAGUAUGUAUUGAUGACUCAUCAGUGGUAUAAAAUAGUAUGUAUUGAUGGCUCUUCAGUGGUAUAAUAUAGUAUGUAUUGAUGACUCAUCAGUGGUAUAAUAUAGUAUGUAUUGAUGACACAUCAGUGGUAUAAUAUAGUAUGUAUUGAUGACUCAUCAGUGGUAUAAUAUAGUAUGUAUUGAUGACUCAUCAGUGGGAUAAUAUAGUAUGUAUUGAUGACUCAUCAGUGGUAUAAUAUAGUAUGUAUUGAUGACUCAUCAGUGGUAUAAUAUAGUAUGUAUUGAUGACUCAUCAGUGGUAUAAUAUAGUAUGUAUUGAUGACUCAUCAGUGGUAUAAUAUAGUAUGUAUUGAUGACUCAUCAGUGGUAUAAUAUAGUAUGUAUUGAUGACUCAUCAGUGGUAUAAUAUAGUAUGUAUUGAUGACUCAUCAGUGGUAUAAUAUAGUAUGUAUUGAUGACUCAUCAGUGGUAUAAUAUAGUAUGUAUUGAUGACUCAUCAGUGGUAUAAUAUAGUAUGUAUUGAUGACUCAUCAGUGGUAUAAUAUAGUAUGUAUUGAUGACUCAUCAGUGGUAUAAUAUAGUAUGUAUUGAUGACUCAUCAGUGGUAUAAUAUAGUAUGUAUUGAUGACUCAUCAGUGGUAUAAUAUAGUAUGUAUUGAUGACUCAUCAGUGGUAUAAUAUAGUAUGUAUUGAUGACUCUUCAAUGGUAUAAUAUAGUAUGUAUUGAUGACUCAUCAGUGGUAUAAUAUAGUAUGUAUUGAUGACUCAUCAGUGGUAUAAUAUAGUAUGUAUUGAUGACUCAUCAGUGGUAUAAUAUAGUAUGUAUUGAUGACUCAUCAGUGGUAUAAUAUAGUAUGUAUUGAUGACUCAUCAGUGGUAUAAUAUAGUAUGUAUUGAUGACUCAUCAGUGGUAUAAUAUAGUAUGUAUUGAUGACUCAUCAGUGGUAUAAUAUAGUAUGUAUUGAUGACUCUUCAGUGGUAUAAUAUAGUAUGUAUUGAUGACUCAUCAGUGGUAUAAUAUAGUAUGUAUUGAUGACUCAUCAGUGGUAUAAUAUAGUAUGUAUUGAUGACUCAUCAGUGGUAUAAUAUAGUAUGUAUUGAUGACUCAUCAGUGGUAUAAUAUAGUAUGUAUUGAUGACUCAUCAGUGGUAUAAUAUAGUAUGUAUUGAUGACUCAUCAGUGGUAUAAUAUAGUAUGUAUUGAUGACUCAUCAAUGGUAUAAUAUAGUAUGUAUUGAUGACUCUUCAGUGGUAUAAUAUAGUAUGUAUUGAUGACUCAUCAGUGGUAUAAUAUAGUAUGUAUUGAUGACUCAUCAGUGGUAUAAUAUAGUAUGUAUUGAUGACUCAUCAGUGGUAUAAUAUAGUAUGUAUUGAUGACUCUUCAGUGGUAUAAUAUAGUAUGUAUUGAUGACUCUUCAGUGGUAUAAUAUAGUAUGUAUUGAUGACUCAUCAGUGGUAUAAUAUAGUAUGUAUUGAUGACUCAUCAGUGGUAUAAUAUAGUAUGUAUUGAUGACUCAUCAGUGGUAUAAUAUAGUAUGUAUUGAUGACUCAUCAGUGGUAUAAUAUAGUAUGUAUUGAUGACUCAUCGGUGGUAUAAUAUAGUAUGUAUUGAUGACUCUUCAGUGGUAUAAUAUAGUAUGUCAUGUGUGUAUACUUCAAGUCAUUUCUGAAAGGGUCUUCACUAUGCCAGAAGAACAUCUUCACUAUGCCAGAAGGACAUCUUCACUAUGCCAGAAGGACAUCUUCAAUUCUCUAAAUUGAAAGAUAAUUUCACAUUUGUGAAUUGAAUCACUUGCAAGCAGGAAGCCACUCUGGCAAUCUUGCAACAGCCAUAUGGUCAUUUGGCAAAUGCUUUUAUCCAAAAGCGACUUAAAGAACUGUCUCCUUUUAUCCAAAAGCGACUUAAAGAACAUCUCCUUUUAUCCAACAGCUACUUAAAGAACGUCUCCAUUAGCAGAUAUAUUCAGUAAAGGUGGCCCAUGUGGGAAUCAAACCCACAACCCUGCUGUUACUAACCUCCAUGCCCUAACCCACUGAGUGGUUGCGCCCCUCCUCUUCCCAGGUUCAGGAGUCUAACCACAGCCUUCUUCAGAGAUGCCAUGGGCUUCCUGCUCAUGUUUGACCUCACCAGCCAACAGAGCUUUCUGAACGUCCGCAACUGGAUGAGUAAGUAGUGGUCUAAGUAUCCAGUGCCUACACACACACACACACACACACACACACACACACACCCACACCCACACACACACACACACACACACACACACACACACACACAAUCCUGAGAGAAUAUGCCAUUUAGCAGACGCUUUUAUCCAAAGUGACUAACAGUCAUGUGUGCAUAAAUGUUUUAUGUGGAUGGCCCCAGCAGGAAUCGAACCCACAACCCUUGGCGAUGUAAGCUUCCAACUGAGCUACACACGACCACUUUACAAGACCCAUAUCUUCAAAACACUGGCGUGCUUCAACCUGAAUGGUACAGAACGUGGCCAUGCCAGGCCAGGGUUGGCCAUUCAGUCUAUUCACUUUAUUCAAUUGAAUAGAAUUACAAAGUUUCCCCCCUUACCUUUACUUAACCAGUCAAUUAACAACUCAUUCUUAUUGACAAUGACGGCCUGACAUUUGAAAAUAAGACAUUUUAAUUAAGGAGGUAUUGGAAGACCAGACAGGUCCUCAGUGGAUCAAUAUGAAUCAAUACUGUAAUCAUUGAGGAGGUAUUGGAAGACCAGACAGGUCCUCAGUGGAUCAAUAUGAAUCAAUACUGUAAUCAUUGAGGAGGUAUUGGAAGACCAGACAGGUCCUCAGUGGAUCAAUAUGAAUCAAUACUGUAAUCAUUAAGGAGGUAUUGGAAGACCAGACAGGUCCUCAGUGGAUCAAUAUGAAUCAAUACUGUAAUCAUUAAGGAGGUAUUGGAAGACCAGACAGGUCCUCAGUGGAUCAAUAUGAAUCAAUACUGUAAUCAUUAAGGAGGUAUUGGAAGACCAGACAGGUCCUCAGUGGAUGUAUGCACUCACUAACUGUAAGUCGCUCUGGAUAAGAGUGUCUGCUAAAUGACUAAAAUGUAAAAUGUAAAAUGUAUCCUGUACUCUAAUCAUGUUGGCUUUAGAUUUAGCACACAGCGCUUCACAUGUAAUGACUGUAAUAACUGUUUAAUGUUGUCCCCUGGCCAGCUGGAGGCCAAUGUUAACUGUUUCAUGUUGUCCCCAGGCCAGCUGCAGGCCAAUGUUAACUGUUUCAUGUUGUCCCCAGGCCAGCUGCAGGCCAAUGUUAACUGUUUCAUGUUGUCCCCAGGCCAGCUGCAGGCCAAUGUUAACUGUUUCAUGUUGUCCCCAGGCCAGCUGCAGGCCAAUGUUAACUGUUUCAUGUUGUCCCCAGUCCAGCUGCAGGCCAAUUUUAACUGUUUCAUGUUGUCCCCAGGCCAGCUGCAGGCCAAUGUUAACUGUUUCACGUUGUCCCCAGGCCAGCUAAUGCCAAUGUUAACUGUUUCAUGUUGUCCCCAGUCCAGCUGCAGGCCAAUGUUAACUGUUUCACGUUGUCCCCAGGCCAGCUAAUGCCAAUGUUAACUGUUUCAUGUUGUCCCCAGGCCAGCUGCAGGCCAAUGUUAACUGUUUCAUGUUGUCCCCAGUCCAGCUGCAGGCCAAUGUUAACUGUUUCAUGUUGUCCCCAGUCCAGCUGCAGGCCAAUGUUAACUGUUUCACGUUGUCCCCAGGCCAGCUGCAGGCCAAUGUUAACUGUUUCAUGUUGUCCCCAGGCCAGCUGCAGGCCAAUGUUAACUGUUUCAUGUUGUCCCCAGGCCAGCUGCAGGCCAAUGCUUACUGUGAGAACCCAGACAUUGUGUUGGUGGGCAACAAGGCAGACCUGGCGGACCAGAGAGAGGUGCAGGAGAAGCACGCUAAGGAACUAGCCGACAAGUACGGGUGAGUAUGCGCACGCAAGCACAAACCCACGGAGAAGAGAGAGCCAGAACCCCCAACAGACCUAAUGAGCAUUAGGUUAGUCUAACCUCAGAAUAUCAACAACUGUGGUCUAAAGUAGGGUACAGCUGAGAAAGGGCAACGUGGCUUUUACUGUUGCUGAGGCUGCAGUCAUAGUGCUAGUGAUGAUGGUAUUGUCCAGGGGUUUUAUUGUUGUCGAGCUCUCACUCUCCAUAUAAUCAGUGAUCAAUACUUCUACUGAAUAUGUCUCCUCUGUCGUUUAUGAGUGCUGGGCUUGUCAUUCAGAGCUCUGUGUUUGUGUGUGUGUGAUUGUUUGUUUGUUUGUUUGUUUGUUUGUGUGUGUGUUGUCAUUGAGAGCUGUACAUAAGGAGACUUUGUGAUCUUGAUGUAAAUGUAUUUCCAAAGAGUGACCUGGUUGUUAUCUCUUUAGGGUACCCAGGUUUGCCAGUGUAAUGUGAUAUCUCUUUAGGGUACCCAGGUUUGCCAGUGUAAUGUGAUAUCUCUUUAGUGUCACGAUCGUUACACGUUGAAGCGGACCAAGGCGCAGCGUGAUAAGCGUACAUUCUUUAUUAAGUACACACACGAACCAAAACAACAUUUUACAUUUACAUUUUAGUCAUUUAGCAGACGCUCUUAUCCAGAGCGACUUACAGGAGCAAUUAGGGUUAAGUGCCUUGCUCAAGGGCACAUUUACGUCAUUUAGCAGACGCUCUUAUCCAGAACGACUCACAAAUUGGUGCAUUCACCCUAUAGCCAGUGGGAAAACCACUUUACAAUUUUUUUUUGGGGGGGGUAGAAGGAUUACUUUAUCCUAUCCCAGGUAAUCCUUAAAGAGGUGGGGUUUCAAAUGUCUCCGGAAGGUGGUGAGUGACUCCGCUGUCCUGGCGUCGUGAGGGAGCUUGUUCCACCAUUGGGGUGCCAGAGCAGCGAACAGUUUUGACUGGGCUGAGCGGGAACUAUGCUUCCGCAGAGGAAGGGGAGCCAGCAGGCCAGAGGUGGAUGAACGCAAUGCCCUCGUUUGGGUGUAGGGACUGAUCAGAGCCCGAAGGUACAGAGGUGCCGUUCCCCUCACUGCUCCAUAGGCAAGCACCAUGGUCUUGUAACGGAUGCAAGCUUCAACUGGAAGCCAGUGGAGUGUGCGGAGGAGGGGGGGUGACGUGAGAGAACUUGGGAAGGUUGAACACCAGACGGGCUGCGGCAUUCUGGAUGAGUUGUAGGGGUUUAAUGGCACAGGCAGGGAGGCCAGCCAACAGCGAGUUGCAGUAGUCCAGACGGGAGAUGACAAGUGCCUGGAUUAGGACCUGUGCCGCUUCCUGUGUAAGGCAGGGUCGUACUCUCCGAAUGUUGUAGAGCAUGAACCUGCAGGAGCGGGUCACCGCCUUGAUGUUAGCGGAGAACGACAGGGUGUUGUCCAGGGUCACGCCAAGGCUCUUCGCACUCUGGGAGGAGGACACAACGGAGUUGUCAACCGUGAUGGCGAGAUCAUGGAACGGGCAGUCCUUCCCCGGGAGGAAGAGCAGCUCCGUCUUGCCAGGGUUCAGCUUGAGGUGGUGAUCCGUCAUCCAUACUGAUAUGUCUGCCAGACAUGCAGAGAUGCGAUUCGCCACCUGGUUAUCAGAAGGGGGAAAGGAGAAGAUUAGUUGUGUAUCGUCAGCGUAGCAAUGAUAGGAGAGGCCAUGUGAGGAUAUGACAGAGCCAAGUGACUUGGUGUAUAGGGAGAAAAGGAGAGGGCCUAGAACUGAGCCCUGGGGGACACCAGUGGUGAGAGCACGUGGUGCGGAGACAGCUUCUCGCCACGCCACUUGGUAGGAGCGACCGGUCAGGUAGGACGCAAUCCAGGAGUGAGCCGCGCCGGAGAUGCCCAGCUCGGAGAGGGUGGAGAGGAGGAUCUGAUGGUUCACAGUAUCAAAGGCAGCAGACAGGUCUAGAAGGACAAGAGCAGAGGAGAGAGAGUUAGCUUUAGCAGUGCGGAGAGCCUCCGUGACACAGAGAAGAGCAGUCUCAGUUGAAUGACCAGUCCUGAAACCUGACUGGUUUGGAUCAAGAAGGUCAUUCUGAGAGAGAUAGCAAGAGAGUUGGCUAAAGACGGCACGCUCAAUAGUUUUGGAAAGAAAAGAAAGAAGGGAUACUGGUCUGUAGUUGUUGACAUCAGUGGGAUCGAGUGUUGGUUUUUUGAGAAGGGGAGCGACUCUCGCUCUCUUGAAGAAGGAAGGGACAUGGCCAGCGGUCAAGGAUGAGUUGAUCAGCGAGGUGAGGUAGGGGAGAAGGUCACCGGAGAUGGUCUGGAGAAGAGAGGAGGGGAUGGGGUCAAGCGGGCAGGUUGUUGGGCGGCCUGCAGUCACAAGUCGCAGGAUUUUAUCUGGAGAGAGAGGGGAGAAAGAAGUCAAAGCAUAGGGUAGGGCAGUGUGAGUAGGACCAGCAGUGUCAUUAGACUUAACAAACGAGGAUCGGAUGUCGUCAACCUUCUUUUCAAAGUGGUUGACGAAGUCAUCCACAGAGAGAGAGGAGGGGGGGGGGGAUUCAGCAGGGAGGAAAAAGUGGCAAAGAGCUUCCUAGGGUUAGAGGCAGAUGCUUGGAAUUUAGAGUGGUAGAAAGUGGCCUUAGCAGCAGAAACAGAUGAAGAAAAUGUAGAGAGGAGGGAGUGAAAAGAUGCCAGGUCGGCAGGGAGUUUAGUUUUCUUCCAUUUCCGCUCCGCUGCCCGGAGCUCUGUUCUGUGAGCUCGCAAUGAGUCAUCAAGCCACGGAGCUGGAGGGGAGGACCGAGCCGGCCGGGAGGAUAGGGGACACAGAGAGUUAAAGGAUGCAGAAAGGGAGGAGAGGAGGGUUGAGGAGGCAGAAUCAGGAGAUUGGAGGGAGAAGGAUUGAGCAGAGGGAAGAGAUGAUAGGAUGGAAGAGGAGAGAGUAGUGGGAGAGAGAGAGCGAAGGUUGCGGCGGCGCAUUACCAUCUGUGUAGGGGCAGAGUGAGUAGUGUGGGAGGAGAGCGAGAGAGAAAAGGAAACAAAGUAGUGGUCGGAGACAUGGAGGGGAGUUGCAGUGAGAUUAGUAGAAGAGCAGCAUCUAGUAAAGAUGAGGUCAAGCGUAUUGCCUGCCUUGUGAGUAGGGGGGGACGGUGAGAGGGUGAGGUCAAAAGAGGAGAGGAGUGGAAAGAAGGAGGCAGAGAGAAAUGAGUCAAAUGUAGACAUAGGGAGGUUGAAAUCCCCCAAAACUGUGAGGGGUGAGCCAUCCUCAGGAAAGGAACUUAUCAAGGCGUCAAGCUCAUUGAUGAACUCUCCAAGGGAACCUGGAGGGCGAUAGAUGACAAGGAUAUUAAGCUUAAAUGGGCUAGUGACUGUGACAGCAUGGAAUUCAAAUGAGGAGAUAGACAGAUGGGUUAGGGGAAAAAUUGAGAAUGUCCACUUGGGAGAGAUGAGGAUUCCUGUGCCACCACCCCUCUGACCAGAUGCUCUCGGGGUAUGCGAGAACACAUGGUCAGACGAGGAGAGAGCAGUAGGAGUAGCAGUGUUUUCAGUGGUAAUCCAUGUUUCCGUCAGCGCCAGGAAGUCGAGGGACUGGAGGUUAGCAUAGGCUGGGAUGAAGUCAGCUUUGUUGGCAGCAGAAUGGCAGUUCCAGAGGCUGCCUGAGACCUGGAACUCCAGGUGUGGGGUGCGUGCAGGGACCACCAGGUUAGAGAGGCAGCAGCCACGCGGUGUGGGGCGUUUGUGUAGCCUGUGCAGAGAGGAGAGAACAGGGAUAGGCAGAGGCAUAGUUGACAGGCUGUAGCAAAUGGCUACAAUAAUGCAGAGGAGAUCGGAAUGAAAUGAGCUAAACAUCAGGGAGAGGAGAGAGCAGGGCCCUCUCACCAAAAACUUCUACCUCAGAAACUAUAAUUGUUUCACUGAACCACCCGAACAAAAACUCUACCAACUUCCACCUUUAGAAAUCAGAAUUGUUGUGAACCACAGCGGUUCAAUGUUUAAAGGAAUAGACUCAACCCACUUUAUUCAGCUAGCUAACUAUGACACCAUAGCUAACUAGCAUGCUAGCAUCCAAUAACACACCGUUUAGCACCAACACUUGGUCACAACAAACCACCAAUAGUGUGUUAACACACUAAGCAGAUAAUUCGUGUCCGUGUCUAGUUCCUAUCAUAACGCAGCAAUAAUUAAACGUUGGCUAGCUAGCACAAAUAUAUUGUAUUUUAGCUACUACAGUACAGUUAGCUGGUCGUGUUGGCUAGCUAGCAAUGGCCACUGUGUUGACUUUGUUUGAAGAACGGCUAGCUAGCUAGCUUCGUGCUACCCCCGGCACCGCCGAAAAACAAUGCCAACCUACAGUAACUACCCACAACAGCCCACGAUGCCUAGCUAUGACGCCAUAGCUAACUAGCAUGCUAGCAUCCAAUAACACACAGUUUAGCACCAAUACUUGGUUACAACAAACUACCAAGAGUGUGUUAACACACUAAACAGAUAAUUCAUGUCCGUGUCUAGUUCCUUUCAUAACGCAGCAAAAAUUAAACGUUGGCUAGCUGGCACAUUAACAUUGGAAACAACUCUCCACCGUUGCACUAAACAGAUAAUUACCAAUAAACGUUACCAGUAGCUACCCGCUAGCUAGCCAGCAUACCAAGAGUGUGUUAACACACUAAACAGAUAAUUCAUGUCCGUGUCUAGUUCCUUUCAUAACGCAGCAAAAAUUAAACGUUGGCUAGCUGGCACAUUAACAUUGGAAACAACUCUCCACCGUUGCACUAAACAGAUAAUUACCAAUAAACGUUACCAGUAGCUACCCGCUAGCUAGCUAGCCUCGUGCUUCGCCGUGCUCCGCCGUAAACAAUACUUACCUACAAUAAUUACCUACGGAAACCUACAAUAACUACCUAAAUAACUACCUAAAUAAACUACCUACAAUACCUACUACAACUACCUACCUACGAUCUAAAUACAUGGUUUAAGCUUUACUCAACACCAUAUGAGAAGCCAAGCUUAACAACAAACGAUACGUGAAGUCCUAGGUUAUAAACACCAAACCUUUACGGAUCAAGAUCCCACAAAAUACUAGUGCCAAACAGGCUGCCUAAGUAUGGUCCCCAAUCAGAGUCAACGAGCUACAGCUGCCUCUGAUUGGGAACCACCCUGGGCAACAUAGAUCAAAACGAACUAGAACCAAAAACAUAGAAAACAAAACAUAGAAAAUCCACACCCUGGCUCAACAUAUAAGAGUCCCCAGAGCCAGGGCGUGACAUUUAGAGUACCCAGGUUUGCCAGUGUAAUAUAAUUUGAUCAUGACAGGACAUUAUUUUCUCUGAACGCUUUCUCCUUUCUAGUCCCUCUUUUGUUUUGUUUUUCAAAUGUUUGUUUAUUUUUCUCAUUGACUAUUAGCUCCACAGAUGUUACAUACUCUCUGAUGUGAUCUGGGUUCUCUGUCCUGUCUGAUAUGGGUUCUCUGUCCUGUCUGAUCUGGGUUCUCUGUCCUGUCUGAUCUUGGUUCUCUGUCCUAUCUGAUCUGGGUUCUGUAUGUCCUGUCUGAUCUGGGUUCUGUUUGUCCCCUGUCGGAUCUGGGUUCUGUUUGUCCUUUCUGAUAUGGAUUCUGUAUGUCCCCUGUCUGAUCUGGAUUCUAUUUGUCCCCUGUCUCAUCUGGGUUCUCUGUCCUGUCUGAUCUGGGUUCUCUGUCCUUUCUUAUAUUGGUCCUCUGUCCGGUCUGAUCUGGGUUCUGUAUCUCCUGUCUGAUCUGGGUUCUGCAUGUCCUGUCAGAUCUGGGUUUGUAUUUGUAUUUAUUAUGGAUCCCCAUUAGCAACUACUCUUCCUGGGGUCCAGAAAAAUUAAGGCAGUUAAUACAAUUUUAAAACAUUAAAAUACAUUCACAGAUUUCACAACACACUGUGUGCCCUCUGGCCCCUACUCCACUACCACAUAUCUACAGGACAACAUCCAUGUGUACGUGUGUAUAGAGCGUAUGUUAUCAUGUGUAUGUGUAUGCAUGUGUCUGUGCCUGUGUUUGUGUUGCUUCCCUGUUCCAUCAGGUGUUUUUUUAAUCUGUUUUUUAAAUCUAAAUGUACUGCUUGUAUCAGUUAAUUGAUGUGGAAUAGAGUUCCAUGUAGUCUUGGCUCUAUGUAGUACUUUGCGCCUCCCAUAGUCUGUUCUGGACUUGGGGACUGUGAAGAGACCUCUGGUGGCAUGUCUUGUGGGGUAUGCAUGAGGUGUCCGAGCUGUGUGCCAGUAGUUCAAACAGACAGCUCGGUGCAUUCAGCAUGUCAACACCUCUCACAAAUACAAGUAGUGAUGAAGUCAAUCUCUCCUCCACUUUGAGCCAGGAGAGAUUGACAUGCAUAUUAUUAAUGUUAGCUCUCUGUCUACAUCCAAAGGCCAGCCGUGCUGCCCUGUUCUAAGCCAAUUGCAAUUUUACUAAGUCCUUUUUUGUGGCACCUGACCACACGACUGAACAGUAGUCCAGGUGCGACAAAACUAGGGCCUGUAGGACCUGCCUUGUUGAUAGUGCUGUUAAGAAGGUAGAGCAGCGCUUUAUUAUGGACAUACUUCUCCCCAUCUUAGCUACUGUUGUAUCAAUAUGUUUUGACCAUGACAGUUUACAAUCCAGGGUUACUCCAAGCAGUUUAGUCACCUCAACUUGCUCAAUUUCCACAUUAUUUAUUACAAGAUUAAGUUGAGGUUUAGGGUUUAGUGAAUUUUUUGUCCCAAAUACAAUGAUUUUAGUUUUAGAAAUAUUUAGGACUAACUUAUUCCUUGCCAUCCACUCUGAAACUAACUGCAACUCUUUGUUAAGUGUUGCAGUCAUUUCAGUCGCUGUAGUAGCUGACAUGUAUUGUGUUGAGUCAUCCACAUACAUAGACACUCUGGUUUUACUCAAAGCCAGGGGCAUGUCAUUAUUAAAGAUUGAAAAAAGUAAUGGGCCUAGACAGCUGCCCUGGGGAAUUCCUGAAUCUACCUGGAUUAUGUUGCAGAGGCUUCAUUAAAGAACACCCUCUGUGUUCUGUUAGACAGGUAACUCUGUAUUUACAAUAUAGCAGGGGGUGUAAAGCCAUAACACAUACGUUUUUCCAGCAGCAGACUAUGAUCGAUUAUGUCAAAAGCCUCACUGAAGUCUAACAAAACAGCUCCUACAAUCGUUUUAUCAUCAAUUUCUCUCAGGCAAUCAUCAGUCAUUUGUGUAAGUGCUGUGCUUGUUGAAUGUCCUUCCCUAUAAGCAUGCUGAAAGUCUGUUGUCAAUUUGUUUACUGUAAAAUAGCAUUGUAUCUGGUCAAACACCAUUUUUUACAAAAGUUUACUACGGGUUGGUAACAGGCUGAUUGGUCGGCUAUUUGAGCCAGUAAAGGGGGCUUUACUAUUCUUAGGUAGGGGAAUGACUUUUGCUUCCCUCCAAGCCUGGGGGCACACACUUUCUAGUAGGCUUAAAUUGAAAAUAUGGCAAAUAGGAGUGGCAAUAUCGUCUGCUAUUAUCCUCAGUAAUUUUCCAUCCAAGUUGUCAGACCCCAGUGGCUUGUCAUUGUUGAUAGACAACAUUACUUUUUUUCACCUCCUCCACACUCACUUUACGGAAUUCAAAAUUACAAUGCUUGUCUUUCAUAAUUUGGUCAGAUAUACUUGGAUGUGUAGUGUCAGCGUUUGUUGCUGGCAUGUCAUGCCUAAAUUUGCUAAUCUUGCCAAUGAAAAAAUCCUUGAAGUAGUGUGCAAUAUCAGUUGGUUUUGUGAUAAAUGAGCCAUCUGAUUCAAUGAAUUAAAUUAUUAAAUGAAAUUUUCAUCUAAGGUGCUCCAAAGCUUUUUACUAUCAUUCUUUAUGUCAUUUAUCUUUGUUUCAUAGUGUAGUUUAUUCUUCUUUUUAUUCAGUUUAGUCACAUGAUUUCUCAAUUUGCAGUACGUUUGCCAAUCGGUUGUGCAGCCAGACUUAUUUGCCAUUCCUUUUGCCUCAUCCCUCUCAACCAUACCAUUUUUCAAUUCCUCAUCAAUCCACUGGGAUUUAACAGUUUAUAUAGUCAUUUUCUAAAUGGGUGCAUGCUUAUUAGUAACUGGAGUAAGCAAUUUCAUAAAUGUGUCAAGUGCAGCGUCUGGUUGCUCCUCAUUACACACCACAGACCAACACAUUAUUUACAGCAACAACAUAGGAAUCACUACAAACCUUAUUGUAUGACCUCUUAUACAUUAUAUUAGGCCCAGCCUUUGGAACUUUGGUUUUCCUAGAUAUGGUUACUAUAUUGUGAUCACUACAUCCGAUGGAUCUGGAUACUGCUUUCAAGCAAAUUUCUGCAGCAUUAGUAAAGAUGUGAUCAAUACAUGUUGAUUCUUUAAUUCCUGUACCGUUUGUAACUACCCUGGUAAGUUUACUGAUAACCUGAACCAGGUUGCAGGCACUGGUUACAGUUCGAAGCUUUUUCUUGAGUGGGUAGCUUGAUGAAAGACAGUCAAUAUUUAAAUCACCCAGAAAAUAUACCUCUCUGUUGAUAUCACAUACAUUAUCAAGCGUUUCACACAUUAUCCAGAUACUGACUGUUAGCACUUGGUGGUCUAUAGCAGCUUCCCACCAGAAUGGGUUCUGUAUGUCUUGUCUGAUCUGGGUUCUGUAUGUCCUGUCUGAUUUGGGUUCUGUAUGUCCUGUCUGAUCUGGGUUCUGUAUGUCCCCUGUCUGAUCUGGGUUCUAUAUGUCCCCUGUCUGAUCUGGGUUCUGUAUGUCCUGUCUGAUCUGGGUUCUGUAUGUCCUGUCUGAUCUGGGUUCUGUAUGUCCUGUCUUAUAUGGAUUCCGUUUGUCCGAUGUCUGAUAUGGGUCCUCUGUCCUGUCUGAUCUGGGUUAUAUAUGUCCCCUGUCUUAUCUGGGUUCUGUGUGUCCUGUCUUAUAUGGGUUCUCUGUCCUGUCUGACCUGCCAUCUGUAUGUCCCCUGUCUGAUAUGGGUUCUCUGUCCUGUCUGAUAUGGGUUCUGUAUGUCCUGUCUGAUCUGGGUUCUCUAUGUCCUCUGUAGGAUCCCGUACUUUGAGACGUCGGCAGCGACGGGGUCUGAGGUGGACAAGGCGGUCAUCACCCUACUAGACCUGGUCAUGAAGAGGAUGGAGCAGUGUGUCGACAAGCCCACCGCCGAGCCCGCCAACGGGGGAGGAACCACCAAGCUGGAGGACGCUGCGCCUGACCAGAAGAAGUGUGCAUGCUAGACCUGGCCCCUCCCACGUCCCCUUCUCCCUACUCUGGUUGGUCCUCUAGUGCGCCCUCUGGUGGCCAGACACAGAAGGGCAGCAGCGUGGCCACAGCAUGAUGUGUGAUGGGGCAGCUCAGUCAGCCACACUGCAAUGGGGCUGUGGUUCUGGCCUUGCAUGGCCUGUGUGUACUGUGCUGGACCUGGCUAAUGUGUCUCUCCUGCCUGUCCUGUGUUGUGUUGUGUUGCGUCCCAAAUGUCACCCUGUUCCCUAUAUAGGGCAUUACUUUUGACCAGAGCCCAUAGGGUGUGCACUAUGUACAUUUACCUUGGACAUAAUGGCCAACACAGCGGGACGAGGUUGAGCUGAGUUCAUUAUUUCCAAGUUAACGUACAGAACGGAGGCAUUUAUCCCGCUUAUACCACAGUUGCCAAACAAUACUAAAGCACACAUUUUCUGGUAGAAUUUUUUUCAUAGAUAUUUUAAUUAAUUAAAAGUAAAUUCAUACUUUUUCAUCCUCCCAUCAAACCUGAUGGUUAGUCUGUUGCCAGGGAUGCGACCCAGCUGUUCAUUCUUUCUGUUCUAUGUCUAUUGA